GCUUCCCCCGUCGGGAUAGGGUUUUCAGUUCUUACUUCGAAGAUUUGCAGUUCGCUCUCAAUUCUGCGCGCUCUGCAUUUUGGUCUAUAAAGAAUCGCAAUUCAAUCAUUGUUCUAUUUUGGGGCAACUCGCGACUGCAUCGAAUAUAUCGACAGCGUCUUAGGUCCAGUUUGGAAUUGUCUAACUCUAACAAUGAGACGGCAGGGGCAGUACGGCGACCCUUCUGCCAAUACUUAUGUUGCUGCUGAGAUGCAUCAUGGGUCUGGUCAGAGGAUGGAAACCAAUUCUGGUAAUUUUGAAGGUAGGCUAGAGGCGUUCACUCCAGAGAGAGAGAAUCCAUCAUAUCCGAUUUCCAAGCCGGAGGGUCCGUGGAAAUGGGAAAUGGAUGCAGUAAAUAUGUCAAAUUCAAUGGCAUCUCGUUUGUUUAAUGAAGGUCAAGGGGGUGAUGCUUCAAGGUCAUAUUUUCAGGGUCAUAGGCCUGAUCCUAUGUUGGCUUUGCAGAACCAAAGCAGCAAUGAUGGCAGAUCUCAAGCCCGGGAAGAAGAUAUGGAUGUUGGAUACGAGGGAAAUCAUUUGUCUCAAACUUUUGAAGGUCUUGAGCAGAAGUUUAUGGACGAAAUUAUUGAUCUAGCUAAAGAACUGAAUGAUGCUGAAGAUUCAGAAAAUGCCAGACACAGAGAGAAAAUAAAAGCAAUAAAUGCUCGGUAUGAAGAAAAAUUGGCAGCACUUCGAGCUCAGCAUGCCAGUCGCAGAGAUGAAUUUCUUCAAAGGGAAUCACAUGCAAGACAACACCAAUACCAACAAACUAUAAGGGAUCCUCACCCUAGUAGUGGCAUGAUGCCCAGCCACAACCCUCAUGGUUAUGGCUCUGUUAAUACCUCAGCUGCUGCCGUUGGAGAUGUGCGGCGGGGUUAUUCUGGCAACCAAUUUGAUCCUUACAGAGAGCAGGCUCGAUUUCUUGGGGGCACAAGAGAUCAUGGAUUUGAACCUAGGGGUGCAUAUCCAGGGGGGCGUGUUUAUGAUAUUGGCUCGCGCUAUUACAAUUGAGUUGCCUAUAAUUUUAACUAGCAAAUUGGGUUUCAACAGUGGCUUUGCGUUGGUGCUGUUUAAACUGCCUAUAUUGACAUCUAUACCUACCAUCGUCCUUCUUUUUGUGCUCCCCUGUUUAUGGAUAUUAAGGUUUUUGUGUAGUUCUAUUAUAUAAAUCAACAUUUGGAGGCAUAAUUGGGAUUUAUAGAAAUCUUUGAUGUGGAUGCUCACAUCUGAAGUUCUUUUUAAG
Molecule: messenger RNA, 1279 nt
Organism: Abrus precatorius (Indian licorice)
Lineage: Eukaryota; Viridiplantae; Streptophyta; Magnoliopsida; Fabales; Fabaceae
Exons: 4
Coding region: 193-1047 (284 amino acids)
Source: RefSeq, a predicted model, not a curated record